UCUCACAGCGACUCAUCGGGACAGAGAUUGAACCGUGAAGACGUUUUUUUUGGUGUGAACAUUUCCGAAAACAAAUGUUAACUUUCGGAUAGCGUUUGCUAGAUUAUCUAGCGUUUCGGGGGCUAGAUUCCAGUUCACUUGCUGGUGCUCUGCUGUGGAAAUAGGGAUCAUGUCGUCUCCAAGUCCGGGUAAAAGGCGAAUGGAUACCGACGUGGUGAAACUCAUCGAGAGCAAGCAUGAAGUCACCAUCCUCAGUGGACUCAAUGAAUUUGUAGUGAAGUUUUUCGGACCACAAGGAACACCGUACGAAGGAGGCGUGUGGAAGGUGCGAGUCGAUCUGCCGGACAAAUAUCCUUUCAAAUCGCCAUCAAUAGGAUUCAUGAACAAGAUUUUUCAUCCCAACAUUGACGAAGCGUCAGGGACAGUGUGCUUAGAUGUCAUCAACCAGACAUGGACCGCCCUUUAUGAUUUAACCAACAUCUUUGAGUCGUUCCUGCCCCAGCUGCUGUCUUACCCGAACCCCAUCGACCCCCUGAACGGAGACGCAGCUGCCAUGUACCUUCACCGGCCAGAGGAGUACAAGCAGAAAAUCAAAGAAUACAUCCAGAAAUAUGCAACAGAGGAGGCUCUGAAGGAGCAGGAAGAGGGGGCGGGCGACUCCUCGUCUGAAAGCUCCAUGUCUGAUUUCUCAGAAGACGAAGCCCAGGACAUGGAGUUGUAGUGAUGGGAGGGCUCCCCAUCCCGCCUCCACAGAGACUAUAUUUGAUUUCCUAACUAUGAGAAAGCAGACUUAUAAUAUUCAUAUUUAAACAAGUUGAUUUUUUUAUUAUUAUUACUCCUAAACAAGGGUUUUUACGGAUAUCUAGCCUUUGGUGUGUUUGACAGACACCCCUCCCCAUGUCGCAAUUGCUUUCACACGCCCGUGUUUUCUCCCCGUGAACAUCGAAUUUCUUUACUCAAAGUUCACUUUUUAAUAUAUAUAAAAGAUAUGUGUGUUUGACCUGAUCCCUAAUUUCCUUUUUUCUUUAUAGUCCUUCCACUACAAAGCUGCUUUGGUCUUGCUUGCUACUCUACAAUAUUGUCUUGUAGUCAAGACGGUGUUCCUGAGGCGCACAAUCACACACACAAGGUGUCAUAGACUCAUAGCACACCUUAUAAAGGAGGACAAGAAGUGUAGGGCCAAAGGAAGAUCCUGAUCCAUCAAUAAAGGCUUCACAAGGACUUGGGAGAACAAAUGAAUUGGAUACAUGUCUUGUUACAGGGUGAGUGACACAUUUCUAACAGUGUUAUUGGUCAAGAACAACUUUUCAGGUCGAAAAAGAAUGUAAUGAUCAUCUAUUCGGGUGAGUUUAGAAAACCAGCACCAAAGUCCGUUUUUUAUUCGAGUGAAAAGCAGCUAACGUGUUUUUUUUAGUUGAACUGAAAAUGAAGAGAUGUAUUGAAGCUCCCUCUUUGUGGAGUAUCUGUCCGGCUCCGAUGCAUGACCUUCACAUAGGUCCGACCUGAUGUUUGCACCCCGACUGCAUCAAAUGGACUUUAUUUCUCCCCACCAGGAUCUCUAGUUGGAAGAUUUCAAAAUAAGAGCCCAAUGUAUGACAUUCAGCAAUUUUUUGUUGAUUCAAUGUUGCGGGUUAAGAUGUAAAUCCAUGAAAGAAAUUUUAUUCCCUCUACAUUUAGUUUUCUUAUUUUUUGCCCGAUGGACGUUUAAUUUUGUCACUUCUUCUGCGCCUCAUCGCCAAAGGAAGGGUGACCGUUUAAGAACGACCUCAAACCAAACGGUUUCCACACGGUCAUGGAAGUUCAAAUGUCACAUGGUUUUUACACGUCCUACGUUCACUCUCCUCUUUCCAUGAAGGGAUCCUGUGCAAAUAGUGAUUAAUUUGCACACUUAUUCCCACAGAUGAGGGGUUGUUAGACCCGAGACACAACCCUGAAUUUGUUUUUAAUUUCCAAUAUGUAUCCCAAUAUUUUGUCUGUGGAAGGAUCUGGGUAAUGCUUUCUCCUGUUGGGGAGGUUUGGGCCAUUGUAACUGUUUCAGAGCUCACCUUUGUGAUAUUCCACAUGUGCAAGGCAGUAUGAAGCUAUGUGAAUGUUUUCAUGUGUUCACAGUGUGUGUGGUGGCGUCUGUGAUCCACUCACACAGAACAAACCUGCAAACGGCUUGCGUUUCCUCCCUAAGCUGCCUAUAAAUGUAUUUAUUCAUUAUAUAGAGACCUUUUUAUCCCUUUUUAAAAAUCUUUGUCAUAAAGCACCACUUUAAGGUUAUGGGUUGGCUAAAUAAACUCUGGUGAGAUCCUUGAGUUUGUUUUGUUUUCAGUAAUUCAGAUCGAAUGCUUGUUUUACUUUUUACAUUUGGGCAGUAUUGUAUGCGAGUGCCAAAAAUAUGGCGCAUCCGAGUUGAGAAUUGUAAUAAAGUAGCACAUUAUGAGGCAAUGGUGCAACAGGGAACUAAUGACAUUUUUUAAAUCUUUUUCAAAAACAAGGCUGUUGUGUUUGGGUAAAGUUAUAAGUUUGGUUUUUAGCAUUAUUUGCAUCUGCUGGGCAUUAAACGGAUGAUAUACUCAACUGUGGCCUGGCGUUGCUCUGGUAACCAUGACAUCCCUUUGAUCUUUUCAGCGGCCUCCCGCAUUCUUUUACUUAUUCAAUGUCAAGAGAAAUAAUCACUGCCUUUUUUGUGAAUCAGGUUGUAUUGAACUCAAGAAAAAUGUCCUCAAACCAGCGAAUGACUACGUUUCCCCAUUGCAACUUGAACUAAAAAAAUUAUUUUUGAAAAAAGUAUUGAGAACCAUGUUUUAUAGUGCUUUUAUUUUGAUUUCCUUUCGGCUUCCUCCCCUCCUCGUCGUCUGCUCUCAGACCACACGUGUGCAGAUAGACGGACCUGUCACCAAUCCUCCGUCCAUGGCUCGUCCUGUUCUUAUCCGGCACACACAGCAUGGUUGUUGUUUUUUUACAGAAUCUACGUAUUAGUGUGCGAUACUUAAGGGUUAAAAAGUCAAACGUUGUUUCUGUUUGUUUAAGUUUUUGUGUUCAUCCUCGGUCUUAUUUUGAUGAACCACUUUUCCCUCUUGUUUUUUCUUCUUUGCAUUGUGAAGUGGGCAUGCUUGUCAAAAAGACCAAUGCUUUCUAUUAAUAGGCUUAUAACCUCAUACAUAGUUGUGUAUAAAAUAAACUGUUAUCACUUCUUUUUUGUAAUAAAACAUUAAAUGUGUAUAAAAGGUC
Messenger RNA from Pseudoliparis swirei, 3219 nucleotides. RefSeq names its product ubiquitin-conjugating enzyme E2H (UBC8 homolog, yeast) (gene ube2h). The coding region runs from base 170 to 721 and encodes 183 amino acids. The transcript has 7 exons. Lineage: Eukaryota; Metazoa; Chordata; Actinopteri; Perciformes; Liparidae. Gene Ontology annotation, cellular component: nucleus. Gene Ontology annotation, molecular function: ubiquitin conjugating enzyme activity. The record is from RefSeq and is a predicted model, not a curated record. Gene Ontology annotation, biological process: ubiquitin-dependent protein catabolic process; protein polyubiquitination.